Molecule: messenger RNA, 2121 nt
Organism: Aphis gossypii (cotton aphid)
Lineage: Eukaryota; Metazoa; Arthropoda; Insecta; Hemiptera; Aphididae
Product: paired mesoderm homeobox protein 2-like
Exons: 6
Coding region: 1189-2037 (282 amino acids)
Biological process (GO): regulation of transcription by RNA polymerase II
Molecular function (GO): RNA polymerase II transcription regulatory region sequence-specific DNA binding; DNA-binding transcription factor activity, RNA polymerase II-specific
Source: RefSeq, a predicted model, not a curated record
UUUUACGUGUUACAAUAGUAUUGUCAACUUAUUUGUAAAAAUAAGUAUGUUUUUUCAUUUUGGGUUGUAAGAAUAUCACAUUUCAAAAAUAAAUUCAAUGCUUCUACCAAACGUUUUUGUAAACUUGGUAAAAGUUUUCAACGUUCAAAAAACAUCUAGUUUAUUGCUAUAUUAAAAAUAGUAUGAAAUAUUUUGCUAUCCAGUUAGUCUAUAAUCUGUGUGGUUUUUUUGUCUAUCGAUCGUAUUGUAUAGUCAAAAAUAUUAGAGUGUAUUUUUUGGAUGGAUAUCGACUUUUAAUUCUUUCGAUCUCACGUUUUUGUAUGGAAUUCAGAUUAUCCGGCCUAUCACCGUUCACGGGAGAUAACGAUUCGGAAACAUUCACCGACAUAACAUAACGUCUCUCAAGACGCCUGUAUUUUAGGAUUUCAUAAACACGUUGUUGAUCAAACGCAGAGUACGGUAUACCCUUUUCGGUUGUUUUAAACAAAAACAACGUUAUGAUUUAUAAUAUAACAAAUAAAACUAGAUGUAUUUGAAAAAUGGUUAAUUAAUAAUGAUAUACACACUAACGUUACAAAAUUAUAAACUAUAAGUGGCUGGCGCAAUAAGACAUGGACAUGAGUUACGUGGUUCUGAGCACGUAUAAACUCAAAAAAUUCAUUAUCCAACGAAAAUGACAGGUAUCUACCCGCGCACGGUGGCGACGGUCGCUUGUCAGUUUUUCGAACAGACACCAUAAUUCGCGCGGACACCCGCGAUUGGACUCCUACCAAAAGGCCGCCACCGCCGCCCCCUAAAUAAUAUCGUCUGCUCGACGCACGCACGCACGCGCAUCCGUUGUAGAGGCGGUCUUGUUUUAUAUAUUUUUAAGUGUGGAUAUACCACUGAAUAUCCUGCAUCUCAAACCGUCACAGUAUGUCUUCGCGUACCGCCACCUCCGCCGUGAUUAUUGCGCUUAAGCACACAUUAAAUGUAAUUAUAAUACCAUAAUAUAUACAAAUAUAUAAUAUUAUAAUUCAAUUUAUUAACGUAUUCGAUAUUAUUAUUUUAACAAAAAUAAGUAAAUAGCGGUUCGUUUCAGUAUCCAUAUAAAUACACCUAUAAUAAUAAUAAUAAUAAUAAUAAUAAUAGAAUAUAUUAAUAACACACCGCGUGCUGUACCUACUCGAUAACUGUUACAAUUUUUGUAUGCGUUUUGAAAGUGGUUUCGUCCUGCACAUGCUCAGUGAACAGGGCGCCGCCGUCGGCGGGUCGUACGGCAGGUCCGAGGACGAGUACGCGUCCGAAAACACCAAGAGGUUCACGGUGGACUCGCUCUUGCAAGUCCGGAGGCCGGCUAUUGUGGCCGAUGACAAUAAACGGUCGGCGGCUACCUGCACGACGCCCUGCUAUGAAAUCGAAACAAAUUCUGCAGAGACGGACGGUCAACGAAAAAACAAGCCAAGAAGAAAUCGUACUACAUUUUCUAGUUGUCAAUUGCGAGCAUUAGAAAAAGUUUUUGAAAGGACACAUUAUCCAGACGCGUUUGUUAGAGAAGAACUGGCAAGAAGAGUUUGUCUCUCUGAGGCUAGAGUUCAAGUUUGGUUUCAAAAUCGCCGGGCUAAAUUCAGGCGGAACGAAAGAAGUAGUCUGUCGAGGAAUAAUUCCUCACUAUCGACCACGCCCGAUUGCAGAUCCCCGAACGUGGAACAACCCCUUUUACCUAGAUCGAAUACAAACACCGUUCACUCGGAACCGCCGUUCACAGCUGGCUCCAGUUUUGGCGGACUCCUGGAGUACUCGGCAUGGAAAUCGAACGGCUUGUCACAGUGCGGAAUGUACCAACACUCGUCAAGUUACCCGGCUUUCUUGCCUGCAGCAGUCUCUGCCACAGGAAAUCAUGCCCACAGUAAUCCUUCAAUGUCGAUGUCAGUUUCAAACUGUCUGGUACCAAACCACCACCACUACCACCACCACACCGGUUACAUGGUUUCCACUAACCUGACGAAUAUGAGAAUUCGUCCUCAAGAAUAUUAUAUGGACACUUCUCACAUGUAGAACUGAAGAUCGCAUACAUCACAUAUUUCAGCUCGUCAUGUAUUAUUAUUAUACUUAAAAUAUAUUUUAUUUUGUUCGCUCCUA